This is a messenger RNA of Parasteatoda tepidariorum (common house spider), 2462 nucleotides long. RefSeq lists its product as uncharacterized. Lineage: Eukaryota; Metazoa; Arthropoda; Arachnida; Araneae; Theridiidae. The record is from RefSeq and is a predicted model, not a curated record.
CUUGUCGGUAUCUGGAAUUUGUUAGAAUACCAUUUGCUUCUGUUUGGACAAAUUAUUCAGGGGUGAAAAAAAAACACACACACACAGUGGGGAAAAUCACUCAGAGAAAGAAAAAUUCACCUGCCAGAUUUACAUAUGAAAACAUUGAAAAAAAUCGUUUUGCCUGUCAAACGGUUUGACGUUUUCAUCUGACAUAGAAUAAUGUCUGCUUCCUUGCAUGGGUGGUGACCAGUAUGACGUCACUGGAACAAUGUGAAAUCCGCAUCGGCAAGUGUUAACCUCUAAAUGAGACCUCCUCUUCCGUUUACAAGGGGAAUAUACAAUAUCCCUCCCCCCUUCUUUUUCCAAAAAAGAAAUUGCCCUGUUUAAAAUGUCGGCACGAAAUCCUCUGUAUUUCAGUUAUAUGCAUAUUCUAAGUAGCGUACAGUCAUGACGGAAAAUUCAAAUACUAUGACUUCUAGGGAUUUUGGACUUUUCGCUGUGUUCGGUGUGAUAAGUCUUCAAAUUAUUGUAGUUAAAUCCUACCCCAUGGGAAUAGAAGGAAGAAAUUAUGGAAUACACCAAAGGCAACCAAAUUAUCUCCCGACUUACAACGGAAUUUUCAGCAUACAUGCUCUCAACUUUACAACUUCAGCAUUUGACAAAUCCGAAAACAAUCUGCAAGUGGAUGGCCAGGACACAACAAUAACCACUUCUGCUUCAAACACCACAUCUGAACAGCUUCAAGACAGCAACGAAUCCCUCUCCUUGUUAUCUAAUCCCGAAACAAAACAGUCGCAGGACUUGCUAAACCAGGAUAUUGAUGGUUCAGACAUCAACGAACUAGAUUCUGACAAAGAACAGGAUGAUGAUCCAACCUUUCCUCAAAUCCAAGUAAUUACGAAAACCAUAACGGAUGAAACGUUUUCAAAAAGUUCCACAGCCAACACAGGUGGUACUACUCAGAAGCUUGGUCCAGUUGUCCGAACUGAAACCACAUCAACUACUGUACCAUCCACAGAAGACGUUUUCAAGUUUGUGACUUUUAACAAUAGCGAGACCCUUUUGUCUGGCCAAGGUAAUGACCCAGUUGAAACUGAUGGUGCACAAGAGGAUAUUUUUGACAACCUGAUGAAACGAAUACAGAGCCAUUGGUUGGAAUUUGUCGGCAAAAUGAAACUAAGCGUUCUGGAUGUAUGGAAAUCCAUCUCUCAACACAUGAUGGAAAGAUUGGAAUCCUUUGCAUCAGCGCUUUAAAAGGAAUGUCGGAAACCCAUAUUCUUGUUAAUUAUAGAUCCUAGUUUGUGAUACAUAUUAUAAAAUGGCUAUUCAUUGUUGCCGCUUAUAUUUUAGGUUACAUAAUUUAACGAAUCGAUAGAAUACUAUUGCUUUUUGAGGGUAUGAUAUGUGAAGAUAAUUAAUUAGCGUUCAGCUAUUUUUGCUUUUGGGUUUCUAAAAUAAAAUUUUUAAAAAAAUAACUCAUACAAAUUGUAAACAAAUAUGUAAUUUUUAUGUGUGUUAAUUAUCUAAAAUGCAAAGGAUGCCGUUUUGUAUCUCAAUUUCUAUGCAGUUAUAUAAUUGUAUUACACACACUUCAUUAAUACAAAAUUGCUACGUAGGAUACGAUAUAAAGGUAAUGUUAACAACUCUGUUCCACCAAAUGUUUACAGCGCAUUGCUGCGGUAAAAAGUUGAACUACUAGUUAGAUGAUGAAUUUAUCGCUUUCUAUUAAAAUUUUCAAUUGAAUUUAUAAAACUCUUUUUAACCGUUUGGUUAUUUGUAUAAUUUUAAAUCUAUCGAAUUCUUAGAAGUUUUUUCUCUGAGGGUUUCAAGUGUUAACGAAGACAAUUUGUCUUAGCACCAUAAGUAAAUUGUGAUGUGAUUUAAAUAUUUUAAUUUUUCUCUAUUUUCCGAGUUCCUAAAUUUAUUUCUAUGUUGAAUAAAAUACCUAUUUACAUAAUUCUUGCCUAUAAUCUAAUAAAUCCAAUCUAACAAAACUCUAACUAUCAUUACAAAAAGAUUCAGAAUCAUUACAGCUAUCAUUGUAAAUCAUUACAGCUAUCAUUACAGAAGAUUCAGUGUACCAAAAUAGUUUAUCCUUAUUACAGGUAAUAAUAUCUUUUUGUGUUAUUAAAUAUACGAUACAUGAUUCGAAACAUUAUUCAAUACAACACAAUUAUUAUUAUUAGAAAUCGGAUCACUAUAAAGCAAUUGAUAAAAUAGCAUCUAUCCUCCAAUAUGCAUCUUUCACACAAUCUAUCAUAUUUCUUAAGGAUAAAAAAGUAGACAUAAGCUGCUUUUUUUAUUUGAUUUGUAUACUUGUUUUAAUAGACUCGGUCUAUUAUUCAUUAUUAUUAUUAGAGUUGUAAUAUGUAAUUAUGAAUCCAUCAAAAUCAAUGAAUUUAUGUCAUUGUUAUGAGAGCCGUAUGAGAUUAAAGUGGUUUCGCAAAGAUGAAAAUCUAAAUAAAUUCAUUUAAUUUCUA